This is a messenger RNA of Larimichthys crocea (large yellow croaker), 2240 nucleotides long. It is a transcript of the gene mmp13b, whose product is annotated as matrix metallopeptidase 13b. Gene Ontology annotation, molecular function: metalloendopeptidase activity; zinc ion binding. The coding region runs from base 29 to 1408 and encodes 459 amino acids. Gene Ontology annotation, cellular component: extracellular matrix. Gene Ontology annotation, biological process: collagen catabolic process; proteolysis; extracellular matrix organization. The record is from RefSeq and is a predicted model, not a curated record. NCBI's taxonomy places the organism in Eukaryota, Metazoa, Chordata, Actinopteri, Sciaenidae. The transcript is spliced from 11 exons.
UGGUUUGGACAACACAAAGACAACAACAAUGAUAGCUUUUCUGCUGCUGGCGCUGGUCACUCACUCCUUUGCUCUGCCUCUGCCAUCAGGGGACAAAGACAACUGGCUUUUAGCAGAGAAGUACCUCCGUCGCUUCUAUGACCUUCCAGCUGGUCUCCAAGGAAAACCAAGUACAUCAGGUGCCUUUCAGGCAAAGAUCAGGGAGAUGCAGAGCUUCUUCAAACUCAAGGUGACAGGAAAUGUGGAUGACAACACUCUGGAGGUGAUGAAGCAGGCCAGAUGUGGCGUCCCAGACAUUGGGGAGUACAACCACUUCCCUCGACACCUCAAAUGGGAAAACAACAAUGUCACAUUCAGGAUAUUGAAUUAUACACCAGAUCUGAAGAAAGCUGAUGUAGACAGAGCUAUCCGCAAUGCACUGAACGUCUGGUCUGAUGUCACCCCUCUGAUCUUUAAGAAGCUGCACACGGGCAUUGCUGACAUUAUGAUCAGUUUUGGAUCAAAAGAACAUGGAGACUAUAACCCCUUUGACGGGCCUAAUGGAUUACUGGCUCAUGCCUACCCACCCGGCCAAGGCAUUGGAGGAGACACUCACUUUGACGAGGAUGAACAUUGGACCAAAGAUUCAUCAGCUUACAACCUGUUUAUAGUGGCAGCCCAUGAGUUGGGCCACGCCCUCGGUAUGUCCCAUUCCACAGAUGCGGGCGCCCUGAUGUACCCUGUCUACUCGUAUUCUACAGGCUACCCAUUGGCUGAAGAUGACAUCGAAGGCAUUCAAGCUCUCUAUGGCCCAAACCCAAACCCAAGGAAAAGGAAGCCAAAACCUGACGCACCAAACAAAUGUGACCCCAUGUUAAGUUUUGAUGCCAUCACAGAGCUCAGAGGGGAAACCAUCAUCUUCAAAGACAGAUUCUACUGGCGUCUUCAUCCUCAGAUGCCAGAGCCUGAGCAGACACUGAUCAAGUCCACAUGGCCCUCUCUCCCCAACAAGGUGGAUGCAGCAUACGAGAACCCAGAGAAGGAUCAGGUCAUCAUAUUUAGUGGAAUCAAAAUGUGGGCGUUGAAUGGAUAUAACCUUGUGGAGGGUUACCCGAAGUACAUACACAAACUUGGUCUUCCCAAGACAGUGAGGAAAAUUGAUGCAGCAGUGCACAUCAGUGACACCGGAAAAACUCUGCUCUUUAGCGAGGAAGAAUAUUGGAGCUAUGAUGAAGCAACAGGCACCAUGGAUACUGGCUACCCACGAACCUUUGAGGAAGAUUUCCCAGGAAUGGAUGACGAAGUUGACGCUGCUGCUUAUCACUAUGGGUACUUGUACUUCUACCAUGAGCACACGCAGUACGAGUACAGUUACAACUCCAGGAAGGUCAUACGCAUGAUGAGGACCAACUCCAUUCUCAACUGCUGAUGAAGUGGUCUGCAGCCUGUCAGCAGAGGCUUAACAACACACAUGGAAACACAACACAUUUUCACAAUACACUAAACAUACACAAACACACACGUUAGAAGUGAGACAUGAGAAGAUGCAGUUCACUAUAUGAGCAGGAAAAUUGAGACAUUCAGGGUGCAGGUAACCUGUUACAAUUAAGCAGGUUUUUGUGAAGACAAUAUGAGACAUAUAUGUUUAUUUUUACUAGUGCUGGACACCUGUUGGCCAUCUGUAUAAUUUGUCAGACACAGAAUGGAAAAUUCCUCGGAAAGUUUCCUUAUUGAUAUAGAUUAUUGAUAUUUAUUUUACAUAUUUGUACUACAAGUUUCAAUAUGGACAGCAAGAUCCUUAGCAGGUUAAGUUUCUUGUCAGUAACAAAUGGUGUCAUUAUUUAACUACUUUAGUAUUUCAACAAAGAGAAUAUCAAUUUCCUUUGUCCUUAAAUCUCCCUUGACAAAAGCAGAGAAAUCAAAGCUGGAUUAAUGAUAUUGGUGUUGAAGAGUCUAAUGCAAAGUAAUGUUGUUCCAUUAAAUGACAUUUUGAGGGCGGUCCAACAUACAAGAUGGCAUUUAAAGUAUCAUCCUGAACACUGAAGAUGUGUCUCUGCACACAUAUUUGCAUAUUGAGUAUGCUAAAAGAUGAAGAUGAAACUUGAAUGGGGCCGUGUCUGAAAGAUCUACUUAUUCAAGGGAGAUUUCUUAACAUACUGCUUUUAGUUUUGUAAUUUUAGCACUGAGACAUUUUGGAGAUAUGUGACAUACGUGUGAUUUUUGCAAAAUGAUCCAUGAAAUAAAAUGUAAAUGAAUUAAAA